GAACUCUCCAUAUCUCUUCCUUCUUCGUCCAACAGCUAAUUGAAAUCUCCAUUUUUGUUUUGCCCUAAAAUCUCCUCAGUUCACUGAAUCUGAAAACCUAAUUUUCAGAAAAUGCCGUUAUUUUCUGAGCCUCCGAGUGUUGUUAAGUCCAGAUUCGGGUCACUGGAUCAAUCUGCAGCAACUCCGAUGGAUACCGCGUCGGUGACUAUGUCGUCGGUGAAGAGCACGCCUAAUCUCAGACUGUUCAAAUCAGCUGCUAAGGAUAACAGGGUUGAGUUCUCUGAGAACAAGGAUGUGGUGGAAUCUAACCGGAGUUUUGAGUUCCGUGAAGAUCCUUCAUUUUGGAAGGAUCACAAUGUUCAGGUUAUUAUAAGAAUACGCCCCUUGAGUAACUCUGAGAUAUCUUUACAAGGACAUGGUAAAUGUGUAAGACAAGAAAGCUCUCAGACAAUGACUUGGAUAGGGCACCCAGAAUCACGUUUUACAUUUGAUAUGGUUGCUGAUGAGAAUGUCACUCAGGAGAUGCUCUUUAAAGCUGCUGGAGUACCAAUGGUGGAAAAUUGCAUGGAAGGCUACAAUAGUUGUGUGUUUGCCUAUGGCCAAACUGGAAGUGGAAAAACACACACCAUGCUUGGAGAUAUUGAAGGAGGCACCCGAAGACAUAGUGUAAAUUGUGGGAUGACACCUAGGGUGUUUGAGUACUUGUUUUCAAGAAUUCAAAAGGAAAGAGAGGCACGCAGGGAGGAAAAUAUAAAGUUCACUUGUAGAUGCUCUUUCUUAGAAAUAUAUAACGAACAGAUUCUCGACCUUUUGGAUCCUUCCUCGGUAAACUUGCAGAUAAGAGAAGAUACUAAAAAGGGGAUUCAUGUAGAAGAUCUCAAAGAAGUAGAAGUUACGAGUGCUCGAGAUGUGAUGCAACAACUUCUUCAGGGUGCUGCAAACAGAAAGGUAGCUGCCACCAACAUGAAUCGUGCUAGUAGCCGUUCACACAGUGUAUUUACAUGUGUGAUAGAGAGCAAAUGGGAAUCUCAAGGAGUAACUCACCACAGAUUUGCUCGUUUUAACCUUGUUGAUUUGGCAGGAUCUGAAAGGCAGAAAAGCUCAGGAGCUGAAGGUGAACGUUUGAAGGAAGCUACUAACAUCAACAAAUCUCUUUCAACAUUGGGAUUAGUGAUCAUGAACCUGGUUAGCAUAUCUAAUGGGAAGUCGCACCAUGUUCCCUACAGAGAUUCAAAGCUCACAUUUCUACUCCAGGAUUCGUUGGGAGGGAAUGCAAAAACAUGUAUAAUUGCAAAUAUUAGUCCUUCCAGCUGUUGUUCAUUGGAGACUCUAAGCACAUUGAAGUUUGCUCAACGUGCCAAAUUCAUCAAAAAUCAUGCUUUUGUAAAUGAAGAUGCUUCUGGAGACGUUCUUGCAAUGAGGAUACAGAUUCAAAAUCUGAAGAAAGAAGUAGCUCGUCUUCGGAGUGUGGCUGAUGGAGGAGUUGAAAACCAUGAAAAUGAUGCUUGGACAGUUGCUUUUCCAGGAUCGCCUACAUCUGUUAAAUGGGAAGGGCUUCAUGGAUUUUCUAGUCCACUUACAGCAGAUAAACGGGUGUCAAAGAAGAAAGACUACGAAGUUGCCCUUGUUGGGGCUUUUAGGAGGGAAAAGGAUAAAGACAUUGCAUUACAAGCAUUAACUGCUGAAAAUCAGGCAGCAAUGCAACUGACCAAACAAAGGGAAGAUGAGAUACAAGGUUUAAAGAUGAGAUUAAGGUUUCGAGAAGCUGCUAUAAAAAGGCUCGAAUCAGUUGCUUCAGGAAAGAUAUCUGCUGAGAUUCAUUUGCUAAAGGAGAAAGAGGAGCAGUUGAAGGAGAUAGAGGUCCUACGGAAUCAGGUUGAUCGUAACCAAGAAGUUACAAGAUUUGCUAUGGAGAAUCUACGGCUAAAAGAAGAGAUCAGAAGAUUGAAGUCAUUUUAUGAGGAAGGUGAGCGAGAAAGAAUGAAUGAACAGAUCAUGAUGCUACAAAAUAAGCUUCUAGAAGCACUUGAUUGGAAACUUAUGCAUGAAUCAGAUCCUGCACCGGUUCAGAAGGGAAUUUCAGAGCUUGGUAUGCAUAUUGAGAAUGACCUGAAUCUACUAACAUCAUCUCAGGCUUCACCUUGGCGUACAUCAAUAAAUGAGGAAAAUGAGUUCCUCCGAGUUCAGGCAAUUCAAAACCAAUCAGAGCUGGAUGCACUCCAUAGACAACUUGUUUUUUGUGUUGAUGAGAAAGACAAAUUGGAAAGGCAAUUAAAUGACUUCGAAAAAGAGCUAGAAUUUGAGAGAUCAUCUAAAGCAGUUCUGAUGGAAGAAUCGAAAAAGGGUCAAAUUGAGCCGUCUUUGGUUGCAAAUGAUCAGGCGCCUACUAUUGCUGUCAGUGAUCAGACGGAGCUAACAACUAUUGUUGAUGCUAUAGCAGCAGCCAGCCAAAGAGAAGCAGAAGCUCAUGAAACUGCAAUUUCCUUGUCUAAGGAAAAUGAUGAAUUGAGGAUGAAGCUCAAAGUCCUAAUUGAGGACAAUAACAAACUGAUAGAACUGUACGAGCAAGCAGUAGCAGAAAAGAACAAUGGGACUGAUAGAGGUCAGAACCCCCAACAAGAAAAUAUUGAAGAUGACAGCCAACAGUUUUUUGAACAUGCUUUACAGAAUCAUGAUUUAGAUGACAUUGUUUCGUCAGGGGAGACAGUAACUUUACAGAGAAGCAAUAUUGCUGCUGACUCAGAUGAACUACCUAGCUACAAUACUACAGAAAUGACAGAGAAUAAACCAUCAGAACGAGGUGAAGAACAUACUUCUGAAAUAUUGGGCAAAAGCGAUUACAUGAUGGUGGAAACCAUUUAUCCUGAAUCAACUGCAGAAGCUGUACUUAAUGAACUUCCUGAGGAUCUGAAGCAGGAUGCUGAAAUGGAAGAUAAGUCAUCAGAUGUUAUGCAUAAUCCUGUAUCAGAGGACCUAAGUUUGUUGAGAAUGAAGCUUGAAGGAGCGCAGGAAAAGCUUCUAAAAUCUGCCAACACCAUAAGUAUGUUUGGUUCAUUAGAGAGGGCAAUUGUUGAGGUUGAUGAGCUUGCAGAAGAAAUUGAAGGACUCGAAAAGAGCAUUGAAGUGAAAAAACAGGGAUACACUUCCUUCAAGCUUCAGUCUUCACAAAUGCUUGGAAAGAAAAUUUUGCUUGAUAAUAAGCUAUCAGCACUAAGAUACUCACUUUCAAGCUUUUCUUCAUCAGUUGGUUACUUCGAACAACGGGAAGCUCAAACAAGAGCAAGAUUGAAUGCUUCAUCUACUUGUCUCAACCAAAAGAAAGCAAAAUUGGCUCAUCUUCAAGCAUCUAAGGUUGAACUCCUAGAAGCACAGAUGCAGGCUAAACAGUCAGAGUCAGAAUUAAGAAACAUCCUAGCAGAAUCAAAAUCAAAAUUGGAAGACGAGAAUCAAAGGCUGGAAAGUGACAGAGUUCUCUUUGCCAUAGAUAACAUUGAGAAACCUGAUAUCCAAUUGCCAGAAAGGAGUUGGCAGUUGAGUGGCAAAGCUACUGAAUUACUCAAGUCUGAGGAAGAAAAAACAAAGAUACAGAAUCAAAUGAAGCAGAUUAGGGAAAAUUUGGGGAUAAAGAAGAAGGAAAUUGAAGACUUGAACGAAAAAAGGCUGAAUUCAGAGAAAGAUAUUGAGGCCACUGAAAAGGAGAUAGAGAAUAUUUCGCAGUCUGUAAAGGAAAUGGGCAACAAGCUUCAAAGGGUCAUUGGGGAGAAGGAGAUGAUCUUUGAAAUGAAAGAGAACGGGAAGCAAGAGUUUGAGAACAUGAUUCUUGAGUACCACGAGAGUAUGUUUGCAGCAUCGUUGAAGGAGGAAGAGUUAAAGAUUUUGGAUGAAGAACUGCAGUUGGAGAUGAGUAAAAUAGAAGAUUUGCAAAGAGAAAAGGCUCUUGCUUCAAGUAGAAAAACUCAGUUGCUGAAUGCAUUAUCGUGCCAAUCGUGCUCUCUCUCUGACAAGGUAGAGGAGGAUCUACAUGACAUACGAAGGUCAGUACUAGAGCUGAACUCGUUGCUUGGAAAUUGAUAGUUUGACUGACAGUUAAUUGCCUGUUUAACUGUCAACUAUAAAACAUCUCUAAAAAAAUCAAACUUCUCUCAGUUGCAUUGUUGCUGCCUUAAUGUGUAUUGUCAAUAUAAAAUUCUCCUUACGCAAAUGGUGUGAUGUAUUACAAACCAUAUUAUGAUUGUGAAUAAGUUGUGAAAAAAUGCAAUCAAAUUUUUGAAGGG
Solanum stenotomum is the source of this 4274-nucleotide messenger RNA. RefSeq names its product kinesin-like protein KIN-12E. The transcript has 22 exons. Gene Ontology annotation, molecular function: ATP binding; microtubule motor activity; microtubule binding. NCBI's taxonomy places the organism in Eukaryota, Viridiplantae, Streptophyta, Magnoliopsida, Solanales, Solanaceae. Bases 112 to 4071 code for a protein of 1319 amino acids. Gene Ontology annotation, biological process: microtubule-based movement. The record is from RefSeq and is a predicted model, not a curated record.